This is a messenger RNA of Pteropus alecto (black flying fox), 2888 nucleotides long. Its product is annotated as protocadherin beta-5. Lineage: Eukaryota; Metazoa; Chordata; Mammalia; Chiroptera; Pteropodidae. Gene Ontology annotation, molecular function: calcium ion binding. Gene Ontology annotation, biological process: homophilic cell-cell adhesion. The transcript has a single exon. The record is from RefSeq and is a predicted model, not a curated record. The coding region runs from base 207 to 2594 and encodes 795 amino acids. Gene Ontology annotation, cellular component: plasma membrane.
UCGCCAUUAAGCUAGAAAUCAGAACUCUGACUGCUUCCUAAAAGGAAGCAUAUUAGGUAAGAUCUAGGGGCAGAGAUCUUCAGAGAGAGCAUCGUUCUAGUCCAAGUCAGUCAGAAAGAUUUAAGUAGGGGUUUUUUAACCAAAUCAUCUGGGUCGAUUGCAUACCGAGUUGAAGAAACUGCCACUUCUUGAACAGGGUCUGAACAAUGGAGACGGCGCUAGCAAAAACGCCACAGAAAAGGCAAGUUCUCUUUCUUGCUUUAUUGUUGCUUUUGUGGGAGGCUGGCUCUGAAACAAUUAGGUAUUCCAUGCCAGAAGAAACAGGAAGUGGCUCCUUUGUGGCCAACCUAGCAAAAGACCUGGGGCUCAGGGUGGGAGAACUGGCCCCUCGGGGUGCGCGCAUCCAUUACAAAGGAAACAAGCAGCUCUUGCAGCUCGAUAUAAAGACCGGGAGUUUACUUCUCUCUGAAAAACUAGACCGGGAGGUGUUAUGCGGGGCGACAGAUCCAUGUGUACUGCAAUUCCAACUAUUACUGGAAAACCCAGUACAGUUUUUUCAAGCUGAUCUUCAGCUCACAGAUAUAAAUGACCAUUCCCCAGAGUUCCUAGAAAGGGAAAUGCUCCUAAAAAUCCCAGAGAGCGUCCAGCCAGGGACUGUGUUUCCUUUGAAGAUAGCGCAGGACCUUGACAUAGGCAGCAACACUGUUCAGAACUACACAAUCAGCCCCAACUCCUAUUUUCAUGUUGUCACUCAUAAUCGCGGAGAUGGCAGAAAAUACCCAGAAUUGGUGCUGGACAAAGCGCUGGAUCGGGAGGAGCAGCCCGAGCUCAGUUUAACGCUCACGGCACUGGAUGGUGGGGCUCCGCCAAGGUCUGGGACGACUACCAUUCGCGUUGAAGUCGUGGACAUCAAUGAUAACGCCCCUGAGUUUUCACAGUCGCUCUAUGAGGUACAGGUCCCAGAGAACAGCCCCUUAAACUCCUUAGUUGUCAGGGUCUCCGCCCGAGAUUUAGAUGCAGGAACGUAUGGGACUGUAGCUUACACUCUAUUCCAAGGUGAUGAAGUUACUCAACCAUUUGUAAUAGAUGAAAUAACAGGAGACAUUCGUCUGAAAAAAGCAUUGGAUUUCGAGACAACUCAAUAUUAUAACGUGGAGAUUGCGGCAACUGAUGGUGGGGGCCUUUCAGGAAAAUGCACUGUAAUUAUACAGGUGGUGGAUGUGAAUGACAAUGCCCCUGAAUUGACCAUGUCAACUCUCACCAGCUCUACCCCGGAAAACUCCCCAGAGAUUGUAGUUGCUGUUUUCAGUGUUUCUGAUCCAGACUCUGGGGACAAUGGCAAGAUGGUUUGCUCCAUCCAGAAUGAUCUCCCUUUUCUCUUGAAACCAACAUUCAAGAACUUUUACACCCUGGUAACAGAAAGCCCAUUGGACAGAGAGACUAGAUCCGAGUACAACAUCACCAUCACCGUCACCGACUUGGGGACACCCAGACUGAAAACCCAGCACAACAUAACCGUACUGGUCUCCGACGUCAACGACAACGCCCCGGCCUUCACCCAAACCUCCUACACGCUGUUCGUCCGCGAGAACAACAGCCCCGCCCUGCACAUCGGCAGCAUCAGCGCCACAGACAGAGACGCGGGCGCCAACGCCCAGGUCACCUACGCGCUGCUGCCGCCCCAGGACCCGCAGCUGCCCCUGGCCUCCCUGGUGUCCAUCAACGCGGACAACGGGCAGCUGUUCGCCCUGAGGGCGCUGGAUUACGAGGCCCUGCGGGUCUUGGAGUUCGGCGUGGGCGCCGCGGACCGCGGCUCCCCGGCGCUGAGCAGCCAGGCGCUGGUGCGCGUGCUGGUGCUGGACGCCAACGACAACUCGCCCUUCGUGCUGUACCCGCUGCAGAACGGCUCUGCGCCCUGCACCGAGCUGGUGCCCAGGGCGGCCGAGCCGGGCUACCUGGUGAGCAAGGUGGUGGCGGUGGACGGCGACUCGGGCCAGAACGCCUGGCUGUCGUACCAGCUGCUCAAGGCCACGGAGCCCGGGCUGUUCAGCGUGUGGGCGCACAACGGCGAGGUGCGCACGGCGCGGCUGCUGAGCGAGCGCGACGCGGCCAAGCACAGGCUGCUGGUGCUGGUCAAGGACAAUGGCGAGCCGCCGCUGUCGGCCAGCGUCACGCUGCACGUGCUGCUGGUGGACGGCUUCUCGCAGCCCUACCUGCCGCUCCCAGAAGCGGCUGCCGACGCGACCCAGGCUGACCCGCUCACGGUCUACCUGGUCAUCGCGCUGGCGUCGGUGUCGUCGCUCUUCCUGUUCUCGGUGCUGGCGUUCAUCGCGGUGCGGCUGUGCAGGAGGAAUAGGGCCUCCUGGGUGGGUGGCUGCUCGGUGCCCAAGGGCCACUUUCCGGGCCACCUGGUGGAUGUCAGCGGUAGUGGGACCCUCUCCCAGAGCUAUCAAUAUGAGGUGUGUCUGACAGAGGGUUCCAAGUCAAAUGAGUUCAAGUUCUUGAAGCCGAUUCUCCCCAAUCUUCUUCCCCAAAGCACUGGCGAAGAAAUGGAGGAAAACGCCACCUUCCGAAAUAGCUUUGGAUUCAAUUAGGGAUCUCAUCAUGAUGCAGUGUGUUUUGUCAUCCAUAUCUAAUUUCCCCAGAUACAGAAUUUGACAGCGUCAUGGACAAUAAUUCCACCUUCAGGUAUAGCCUGAUUUCCCUUUUGUAAUGUAUUUGUCCAUUGCACUUUAUCUUGUCCAAUUUUAGAAAACUCGAUUUUAUGCCAUUGCAUUAUUUACAUAAUGCCAUUCCAAAACCAUGCAUGCUGUUGAUUUUCCUGAAAUGUUUGCUCCUCUCGUUGGCAUUUGAUGUGAUGACCACCUUAAUAAAAUAAAAUAUUAGUU